UGAUUGUUAGAUCUGAUUGGUACAACACGUGAGUUAUUAUAACUUAGAUUAUUGUUAGAGUUGAACACCAACAUUGACCAUUUCACUCUUUGGCAGUGCCAUUGAAACAAAACAACGUUGUGAGUCAAACAAGUUUGCUUCACCUCACCGGCGAUUACAUUAAGGUUCAAAGAUUCAAUCUUGAGUUAUUGUGUUGUGAUGGAUCUAACUCAACUCAAUCCUGCACAGAUUACUGUGUAUGGAUCUGCAUUUUGUGUCAUGCUUUCUAUGCAUUUCACUUUGCAAUUAUUGUCUCAGCAUCUUUUCUAUUGGAAGAAUCCAAAAGAACAAAAAGCUAUUAUCAUUAUCAUUCUCAUGGCUCCUAUUUAUGCUAUUGUUUCCUUUGUUGGUCUCUUGGAUAUUAGAGGAAGCAAAGAGUUUUUCACUCUUUUGGAGUCUAUUAAAGAAUGUUAUGAAGCUUUUGUUAUUGCAAAGUUUUUGUCUUUGAUGUAUAGUUACUUGAAAAUUUCCAUUACUAAAAAUAUUGUGCCUGAUGAAAUUAAAGGAAGGGAAAUUCAUCACUCUUUUCCUAUGACACUUUUUCAGCCUCACUCUGUUCGGUUGAACCACCAUAAUCUGAAGCUUUUAAAAUACUGGACAUGGCAGUUUGUUGUCAUCCGUCCAGUGUGCUCCAUUUUGAUGAUUACACUACAGCUAGUUGGGUUCUAUCCAAAUUGGUUGAGCUGGAUAAUUACCAUCAUUCUCAAUAUUUCUGUGUCCUUGGCAUUGUAUUCUCUGGUGAUAUUUUACCAUGUCUUUGCAAAGGAACUGGAACCACACAAACCUCUAGCGAAAUUUCUUUGCAUCAAAGGAAUCGUUUUCUUCUGCUUUUGGCAGGGGUUGGUGCUGGACGGUUUAGUAGCAGUUGGCGUGAUUCAAUCUCGUCAUUUGAAGUUAGAUGUAGAACAUAUUGAGGAAGCAAUGCAGAACAUUUUGGUUUGUAUAGAGAUGGUGGUAUUUUCCGUUCUUCAACAGUAUGCUUAUCACGCUUCACCAUACAGUGGGGAAGUUGAAAAAAUGCUUAAACAAAACAACAAGAAAAAUGAAUGAUAUGGUCAAAGAUAAAAGGCUCAAGCUACAGAGAUGUAUUUAAAGAGUUAUUCAUUGUGCCACCAGAAACAUAAAAACAUUCGAUGUUGUAUGUUCUUUUGAUAAAGAAUAUUAUUAUUAUUAUUAUUAUCAUUUGUAUAAUUGUAAUGUAGUAGGCUGUCCAUCAUCCUUUACCGCCAUAAACUCACCUUAUUGGUGACUGUAAUUUUCCAGCUCUACCUACAGAAACUUGGCUUUUAUUUGAUCACUUGAUGUCUACUAUCUAGUCUGUAUCAUUUUGCUUAGAAUGAUAAUUGUUUGUGAUUUUUGUUAGAUGUGUUUAUGGUUGAA
Messenger RNA from Medicago truncatula (barrel medic), 1419 nucleotides. RefSeq names its product transmembrane protein 184A. The record is from RefSeq and is a predicted model, not a curated record. The transcript is spliced from 4 exons. Lineage: Eukaryota; Viridiplantae; Streptophyta; Magnoliopsida; Fabales; Fabaceae. The coding region runs from base 199 to 1089 and encodes 296 amino acids.